Molecule: messenger RNA, 4405 nt
Organism: Centropristis striata (black sea bass)
Lineage: Eukaryota; Metazoa; Chordata; Actinopteri; Perciformes; Serranidae
Product: G-protein coupled receptor 22-like
Exons: 2
Coding region: 497-2020 (507 amino acids)
Biological process (GO): G protein-coupled receptor signaling pathway
Cellular component (GO): membrane
Molecular function (GO): G protein-coupled receptor activity; peptide binding
Source: RefSeq, a predicted model, not a curated record
CUGAAUAUUCAUAUAGCCCAGAACAAUGUUGGUCUGGGGCUUUCAAGUUCUAUCUCAAAGAGCAGCAUCACAAACGAGUUGAGCUCUAAACCUUUGAUUUGAAUGACCUCGACAGUAGAUCCCUCCUCUCUCUUCCUUCAGUCUGUCAGUUGAAUUCAUCCUGACAGGAGGGUCCUCUGUGGAUCCGGCAGCAGCCUGAGUUUUUUUUGCGGACAGUCCGUCUGUCCGUCAGUCCCACUGAGCUGUGCUGUUGUCAGUGGCCCCUGGUGGAGCUGUUGCUGCUGCUGAGCAUGUGCUCGGCUGCUCCACAGGACAGAAGGGACGCUUCCCAUCAACACACAGGUUGCGGGCAUGGAUCGCUGAGCGCACGGCUCCGACUCAAGAGCGCUGUCACCAAGCUGUUAUUCAUCCCUGCGUCAUGGAGGCUCAGCCUGGUGCAUCAUGGGAGCUCAUCAACGGUGUGACAGAUACAAUAUAUGAGGGCUGAGAGGUCGCCAUGGAGACUGACAGCUACACCUCAGGCCCAGCCACCACUGACUGGGCUGGGCCGGUGGCCGGCCUGGAGGGAGUGCUUCAGGAGCAGGGAGGAGGGGGUCUCCCCAGCAGCCCGGCGUCCUGGUACACGCCUUACUCGAUGGGCUUCCAGGUGUCGCUCACCGCCUUCCUUAUGCUGGAGCUGGUGUUGGGUUUCAGCAGCAACCUGACGGUGCUGGUGCUCUACUGCUCUCAAUCCAAUUUAGUGGACUCGGUGAGCAAUAUGGUGACGGUGAAUCUGCAUGUGCUGGAUGUGGCGGUGUGUGUGCUGUGUCUACCCCUCACUCUGGUGGUUGUGCUGCUGCCGCCAGGACCCAACCUGGCGCUGCUCUGCUGCUUCCAUGAGGCCUGUGUCACCUUUGCCAGCAUAGCCACAGCCAUCAACAUCCUGGUCAUCAGCUUGGACCGAUAUGACAUCUCAGUGCGGCCGGCCAAUCGGCUGCUGACCACACGUAGAGCAACGCUGCUCCUGGCUGCUGUUUGGGUCACCUCGGUAGCUGUGUUUUUUAUCCCAUUCUUGGAGGUGCAGUGGUCCAGUGGAGAUGGAGCAGAGGAGAGAGGGCAGGUGACACCCUUGUCGUUGUCCUCACAUGGUAUCAGCGCCACCGUGGUGCCAGCGUGGCGUAACCAGACACUGCUGUGUGUUGGCGGGCAAGGCUACCACACAGGCCUGGGUAUGUAUUACCAUCUUAUCCUGCAGGUACCCAUUUUCUUCACCACAGUGGCAGUCAUGCUGUUCACCUACUCCAGAAUACUGCGGGCUUUAAACAUUCGCAUUGGCUCCCACAUGAAGAAGGGCCAGCGGUUUAGGGGGCACCCCAAGAGACCGAAAAAAAAGACGAUGCUCAGGAUGAAGGAUGGCGGGGAGGUGGGAGGGGAGCAUUGCACCACAGAUGGUACCAAACAGCUCAGCCACCCUCCCCUCAUCCCUUCCCCGUCCCCCACCCCCACAGCUACCUCCCCCCCUGCCCUGUCCUCUACCGCCCCGCUCGUCACCUCUGACACAGGCGCUGCAACCGCCAUGCCCACCACCAUGGGUGUCCAGGCAUCUGUGUCGGCCAUUAUUGCCCUGAGGCGGGCAGUGCGGCGACACAGGGAUCGUCGAGAGCGACAGAGGCGGGUGUUCAAGAUGUCCCUCAUCAUUAUCACCACCUUCCUGUGCUGUUGGGCUCCCCUCUCUGUGACCAACGUGCUGAUUCUAGGCAUAGGCCCCAGUGACGCCUUGGUCAGCCUACGGCUCUGGUUCUUAGCUUUGGCCUAUGGCACCACCGUGUCCCACCCUCUGCUCUACGCCUUCACCCGACAGAAGCUACGCCGUGCCCUCCGUGCUAAGGUUAAGAAGAGGGUGGUGUCCCUGCUGCAGGUAGACCCUUCACCAGGGGGCACCGUCAUACACAACUCCUGGGUGGAGAACAGAAAAACCAGCCGGCAGGUGCGGCUAGAAGCAAGCGAAGGCACUGACCGCUGCCUGGCAGAGGUCCUGUGAGACUUACUGACUGAGUGUAAUUAAAAACCAGAAUUGAGUCACAGGUGUGUUCAAUAAUGAAACUCACUGGUGCGUGAAGCCAGUGUAAGAAAUGUGAAAAACACAUUUCCACCUCUGGGAGAUGAUUUAAUGUAACCACCAGCAGCAAGCUCAUGCUAUACACAGCUAACGUUCACCUCAGGCAGCAGUGAGAGCAGGAUGCAGUCGACACUGUGGUGCACACAGCCUCUGAAGAAAUCAGACAACAGCAAACACACAAGUGUAUAUAAUUUGCACUCUGUCAAAGUCUGUUUUCAUAUGGAGUUGUAUGAUAGCGUUAGUUAUAUGAGCGUUACAGUGGUGCUUACCUAACUGCUCCAAAGAAUGUGUUUAGCCAGCAGAUGAUCUGAUCUGCCACCCACACAAAUGCUCCAAGGCAGCUUUAAAAACAUGUUAAUAGACUUUUAACAAAAUAAUACUCACAAAACUCUUUGAAUGUAUUUAAUAUUGUCUCUGCCUUAAUUUUGCUCUGAUGUAUAUUCUGAACUAAAAGUUGGAUAUUUAAAAGCAAGCCCAGUAAUGAUAUGAUGAUGGGAUGUAAAUGGUCAGGGUUUAGGAAGGGAACAAGUCGGAGAAUAAUUAAAGGCUAGUCUGAAAUAUUAAAUGCAGUUUUGCUUUAUCUUAAGUAGUUAUUAAACGGUCAAUGUUACAGUGUUUAAAAACUCUUUCAUAUAAAUGCAUCUCUUUUUCUCCCAAGUUUGUAUCAAAUGGUGCAAUGUCUUAUUGAUGUUUAUUGUGUACUGCUUGGAGAAGGUAAGCACAUUAAUUAGUUUGUCAAAUUCAAAUUUUGGGAAACUGGAUUCUUGCAGAGAUUUAGAUAAGGUGAUAGAUUUCACUCUGGAAUGCGUUGUGAAGCUACAGCUAACAGUUAGUUAGCUGAGUUAUCAGCUAGCACUAUCUAGCUUGCUUGGUUGGUUGGUUGGUUGGUUGGUUAGCAAAAUGCAAAAAUGAACAGUCAGCAAACUCCUUAGAAUGUCCUGUAGUACAGCUGAUGAAGACAUUUUUAGGCAACCAAAAGGUUUCUAUUAACUUUCAUGCACUGAAAGGGUUUGAAAGUUUAAGACAAAAACACAGAAAUGUGCUGUGAAGCUGCUUCUCAAUCACAAGGUAGCCCCAACCUAAAGCAUGCCCUGCUUUAUUGUCUAUUUUACUCUAAUUGGGAACAUAAUUUACAAAAUUAGCAUCAUGCUGUACUGAAGAAGCCUUAAACUAGCGGAUGGGAACAUAAAGACAUUGGGGAAAUGUUUCCUGAGGUAAUAAAUCAAGGGAGAACCAGGGUAAGGUUUUCUCAUAGACUUCUACAGAACUGGACUUCUUUGCAGCCAGGUGCUGGUUUGAGGCACUUCUGCAUUGACCUCACUUUUUAGCCCAGGAGGUUGCUGCUUGGUUUUAAGUCUUUAUACCAAGCUAAGCUAAGAUAACCAGCAGCUGACUAACUUCAUAUUCAGUGUACAGACAUAAGAACGCUAUGAAACUUGUCAUCAAACUCUCACCAAGACAGCAAAUAAGCCGCUUUCCCCAAACUAGUCCUUUGAAUAUUACAACAAAAAAGAAUUUUAUUGUUUAUUAAAUGUUGACAUAAUUAUGGGUAAGGUCAGCUGGCCGUGCUACAAUAGCUAGCUCGGAUGACACUGUAAAAUGGAAAGGACAAAAUAACAGGAAAACCACUCAAUAUAAUGCAGUCCAGUACAUCCCCAAAAACUACAAUCUCAAAGAGUUUAAUCAGCACCUCUAUGACAUAUUGUCAACAAAAACUGAAUAUACACAGCCUUAAGAAAAAGAGUAUUCAUUGCAGGUCUAUUUAUUUGGAUUGCAUUAUAUUUCAGGUGUCCCUGUGGUUUAGUCCUAUUUUGAAUUAACAUCCAUGUACAUGUUGUAAAUACUGACCAGAUUAAAUUGAUUUCAUGCAAGAUCCACAGUACAAGUCACUUGGUCUGUAUGUGAUUUCAGACUGACUUUUCUAGAUUUAGAGGAGUGUUUCAGUUGCAGCUGGUUGUCCAAACAUGUGGUCCCAUGGGUCAACUCAACCUUAGUGUCCAGCAAACACAAGAGAGUAACUGUCACUGCAGCCGAGCGCUGACAGAUCGUGGGAUUAUUAAUAGUGUUUCCUGUUGACUUUGUUCUACCUGCUUGUGUGUUCACCGCUCUGACGCUGUACUCACACUGGGACACACACGAUUGAUGUGUUCUUGAAUGUAAACACAUGAAAUGAAUAUAUAUUAUACUGUAUGUACACCAAGAAUAUGCUAUCUUUAUAGGUUUUCUUCAUGGUGUUGUUUUUUUGUGAAUGUAUCACCAUGCAAUGUUGAAUUAUAUCAAUAAAUAUAAAAAAUACUGAGCUCUGGA